AAUAACACUUCCAGACUUCAAUUCUAUUUUUAGAUUUUAGCAUCCUAGAAAAAUGUAUUUUUCUGUGAUAUGCAGCGUUUUGUUAAUAACCAUAGUAAAGGCAGACACUGGAUUUGUAAAUAUUUCAAACACUGUCAACCAAUAUACACUGGAAGUAUGCUCUGAAUAUAACCCAAGUUUUGCCCCCUAUCCUAAAGAAAUUGACAAUAAUACAAAAGGAACACCUGUUGUUGAUAUUUACCCAGAUCCUGGGUGUGAAGCACCACAGGAUCCGAAACUUUACAAAGGGAAAAUCGUCAUUAUGAAAAGACAUAAGAAUUGUACUUUUGCAGCAAGAGCUGUGAAUGUACAAAAUGCAAAUGGAGUGGGUGUUUUGGUGGUCAGUGAUUAUCCUAUAAUAAGCCCAGCUGCGAAUGAUUCUGAAUACAAUCAAAUUCACAUUACUGUCUCUCUGAUUUCUAAUGACUCGUAUUUACAAUUUGACAAUAUGAUUACUGACGUCGGAAUUGAAAAUGUGUUCAUAAAAUUAUAUGCACCCAAAACUGCAUAUUGGGAUCCUAAUUCUGUUAUAAUGUGGUUAUUAGCUGUAUUUACUUGCUCUCUCGGAGCCUAUUUGCAAGCAUCUUUUUACGAUUCUCAAGUGAAGGCUGCUCGAAAGGCGUUGCGUGAGGGAGGGCCAGCGCAGGACACCAGCAAGGACGAUGAAAUGAGUUUCACUGUUAUACAUGCUAUAAUAUUUUUCGGAAUGUGUUCUGUAAUGAUAUUACUUAUGUAUUUCUUUUAUAAAUAUAUGGUUUAUGUUAUAAUAGGUAUUUUCUGUCUUGCUUCAUGUUUUUCAACUUAUGAUUUUUUAGAUAAUAUUUUCGGGAAGUCUUCGUGUUUUACAAGGCAUAGAAUUUGUGAGAAUAAAAUCCCAUUUUUUAACUCACGGCCGCCAAUUCUUAGUAUUUGUCUGUUUUUAGCAUGUGCUGCUUUUGCCAUUUUUUGGGCUGUUGAAAGAAAGGAACCAUAUGCAUGGAUUUUACAGGACAUCUUAGGAUUCACAUUCUGUAUUCAUAUGAUUAAACAAAUUCGACUUCCCAGUUAUAAAAUCAGCACAAUUUUGUUGAUUUUAUUUUUUAUUUAUGAUGUGUUUUAUGUUUUCAUAACUCCAUUAUUCACGAAGAACAAAGAGAGCAUUAUGGUUAAUAUCGCCACUAGGGGAGGGGGGUCAUCUAGUGAAGAAUUACCCAUGUUAUUUAAGAUGCCAAGAUUCCGUAAAUCACCAUAUUCAAAAUGCGGCCCACCGCCUUAUUCAUUACUUGGUUAUGGUGAUGUCAUAUUACCGGGUCUUCACGUUGGGUUUUGUGCCGUCUGGGACUUAAGAAUCAGUAAUACUGUACGGAGGCAUGCUUAUUAUAUAGCUGCUAUAAUCGGUUAUGCUACUGGACUUGUUUUAACUUUUGUUGGAAUGUAUUUGACAAUGAUGGGGCAGCCAGCAUUGUUGUAUUUAACGCCAUGUUGUCUUUUAAGCACAUUAAUCGUUGCUGUUAAAAGAAAAGAACUAAGGCCUAUUUGGGCAGGUAAAUUGCCUGUUAAGUCCCGUUCUACUAGCGUGGAUCCACCCAGAGUCCAAGACCCCAAUACCCCAAAUGAAGCAGACUCCCUUUUAAGAACACAAGCCUGAAUUGUUUAUUUUAUUCACUGUAUAAAAGUUUUAUCAUUGGCAAAGAGAUUCAUUUUUUUCAUUUCUUCUUUUCAACUCCCAUUUUCUGUUAUUUGCCUGAGUAAAAAAUGAUUAGUGAGCAUUGUGGACGCAGAAUUUAUAUAAAAAACUUUACAAAUCACAAAGGGACAUUAUUAUUAGCGAAAAACUGUUUUUUUUUUCAACAUUUUUAGAAUUAAAACAUUCGAAACAUUUUCACAAAUAUCAAAAUCUUACAGAAAUUUUAAAUUUUUAUAGAAUUUUUAUUCAUUUCAUUUGCGUUUAUUAUGAAUUCAUUUCAAUUCAUUCGCUGUCACUAUGGUUAGAAAUAUAAAUUAUCAAUGUGCUUCAUUGGCUACUGUAAAGAUUUUCAUUAAUAUUUAAGAAGUUACUAAAUUAUUAGAAAAAAAGUUAGGGAACAUUUAGUUAAACUAGUUUCUCAAAUAAACCGUUGAACAAAGAAACCUAUAUGCCAAGUCGUGGCAAGAAAAUUUCAAAAAAAGGGGGGGGGGGUGUCUGAAAUUUCUAUUUGCCAAGUUAGAUCGAAACAGCUAGGGUUUCUACACCCCUGUCUAUAUGUAUUUAUUAUUUUGUGUGCUUUUCUGACUUCUGUUAAAUUUUCUUCGGCGAAGUUUUAAAAUUUUUCAUACAAUAAUAGCUAAAAAUAUUAUUUAUGAUAAAACUGUAGUAUUUCAAUAUUUGUGUGAUUCAUUAUUCUCAUUUAUCACCAGUAAUUUGAAAAUACUGUAAUUAGCUGUUGAAUGAUGGUGACUGAGCUGACUAUACUGCAUUUCAUGGUCAUCACCCUUUUUCUGACACUCAAUUUAAGAUUUUCAGGUUUAUUUUUUUUAAAUGAUCAUAACCUGAAUUUUCACUUCAGUCCAAUUCCUGUGUCUGAUCUACUUCACUAUCAUUUCCAAUCUUCUAACACCAAAAAUCAUCGGAGUGUGACUGGUCGGUACAAUUGUGUCUUGAUUGCUUAGUGCCCAUGCUGCUCCUUUCUGCACUAAUGUUUUCUGUUAAUGAAUAUGGUUUCAAUUUGCACCAAAGUAGACUUGCCAGCGUUUCUCAAACAUUAAUGAUCUAUGCCCUCCUUCUAAAUAAUUAACCAAAUCAACCAAUUUACUUCAACCGUGCCCUCUUUUCAGAAUUUUCAAGUCUCGUUUCUCACGUUAGAAAUAACUAGCUAACAAUAGGCUAGAAAUAAUAGAUAGUAAGUCAAUGUUUCAUUCAAAAAAACGCAUUGCAAUACGUAGAUGGACCAUAAAUAUCCAAAAUAAGAAAAUGUAAAUACCCAAAAUAAGGCGGGCAAGAUCAAAUCUAACAAAUAUUUUUAUUUUUAAUCAGCUUCACGCCCUCUAAAACAUUGUCCACGCCCUUCUUAUGGGGCACGCCCGACUGCUUGAGAAUCACUGCUCUGACUUAUUACAGGUUGUAUUGAAAACUCACAAAUUUGUCACCUGAAGUGCCCACUGAUUUUCUGUACAAAUUUUAGCAAUCUUUAUGGAAUUUUCCAAAGGUAUAAAAAUCUGAUUAUUAAAUUUUGCUUCGUUUAUUAUUUUCAUGUUUUAUGCUCAUUAGA
Styela clava is the source of this 3266-nucleotide messenger RNA. RefSeq names its product signal peptide peptidase-like 2B. The record is from RefSeq and is a predicted model, not a curated record. Gene Ontology annotation, molecular function: aspartic endopeptidase activity, intramembrane cleaving. Gene Ontology annotation, cellular component: cytoplasmic side of endoplasmic reticulum membrane; Golgi-associated vesicle membrane; lysosomal membrane. Lineage: Eukaryota; Metazoa; Chordata; Ascidiacea; Stolidobranchia; Styelidae. Gene Ontology annotation, biological process: membrane protein proteolysis.